Molecule: messenger RNA, 1810 nt
Organism: Drosophila miranda
Lineage: Eukaryota; Metazoa; Arthropoda; Insecta; Diptera; Drosophilidae
Product: brachyurin
Exons: 4
Coding region: 900-1721 (273 amino acids)
Biological process (GO): proteolysis
Molecular function (GO): serine-type endopeptidase activity
Source: RefSeq, a predicted model, not a curated record
AGAAGCCCUUGACCAUUGAGCACCCCAGAUAGUUGGCGGCGUAGAACCACCUGGCCUGGUUGGGAUUAUUCCCAUAGAUACGAGCUGAAAACAAUCUACUUGAAGGUUUUCCCUUAAUUUGUGUGAGACUUAUAAUUGAAUCCCAAUGAAUCAUUAUGAAGGAUCGUUAAUUGAAAUCGGCGUAAUAUACAGACUGCAGGUGAUAAAAGUGAAUGAAGAUUCCCUUUUGUGUAGGGAGUUGAGAGCCCUGAAGACCUACUGCAUCCAUCUGACUUGUUCUACCAGUUGCAAAAGUGAGUGGCUCUCAAAUAUCGCAUGAGAGAAACGUUUUUUCUGCUCGCAUUUUAUAAAAAACUAUCAGCCAGAUAAGAUCGUAGAAGUAUAAGCACUUUUCUUAGUAAGCACAUUUCUAUGAUAGUAUUACGCUUUGGAAUAGUAAUACGUCAACAAUUGAAUGAAUAUGUUAUCAAAAAAUACCGAUAAUGGCAUAUGUACAUACGUACAUAUGUACAUACCUUCAAAUCUAUGUUUAAAGCAAGAGAUUCUGACAUCGGCUUAUCUGCGAAUCACGGGGUUUUAUUGAUGAUGGGUUUUCCAGGAUACAAAAAAAAUUUACCCCUUGAUAAGGAGUUUACCACAUUGGGAACACACUGAACACAGCCCCAUUCCUAUCGAAAACCCCCCAAAACAAAAUGAAAGCAAACAUAUGUAUUUCCAUUAGUUGAGCAAUCAAGUGGCGUUCAGAUGGCUUGCAAGCGAUAAUCCGUAAUCGAGCAUUAUGGCCCACUCGGACGACUAUAAACGGCCAAUCAGGGCAGAUUAAUCCACUGAGGAGACCAUAAAUCCACAUUCGGGUGGGUACGCUACAUCAGUGGCAGAACGAGUGGAAUAUACUCAAGAUGCAAAUAAGUUCGGCUCUGGUUGGCCUCCUAUUCGUCGCUCUUCAGGUAAGAUGUUUCCUCUGCCUGGAUUUGGGCCAUGGCGCCCUAAUGGGGCGCAUCACUGGCGGAGAGGAGGCCCGCGAGAAUCAGUUUCCCUUUCAAGUGGGUCUCUCCAUAGAGGAGGCCAACGACUUGUUUAGUUGGUGCGGAGGUAGCUUGAUAUCGAAUCAAUAUCUGUUGACUGCAGCGCACUGUGUGGAAAAAGCCAUCUCUAUCACGUUCUACUUGGGCGGAGUGCAGCGAUUGUCUCCCCGACAGCUAAUCCGUGCGAGCAAUCCCGUGGUACACCUUCAUCCUGGCUGGAACAGCCAAUCGCUGGACAAUGACAUUGGCCUGGUUCGCAUGCCAGAGGCUGCCGUCUUUUGCAGCUCCAUAGAAGUCAUCAGGCUGCCAGGAAUGGCCUCGUGUCAUGCCAGCUACGACUACGUCCCGGCGACGACCUCUGGAUGGGGUCGCAUGAGCGAUGAGUCUGAUUUCAUUUCCGAUCAUCUGCGCUACGUCGUUCAGUUCGUGGAGUCGAAUGAGGACUGUCAGUAUUCAUACGCCAACGUCAAACCCACCAACAUCUGCAUGGACACAACCGGCGGCCGAUCGACCUGCACCGGAGACUCCGGAGGCCCCCUGAUUUACCACGAUCCCCUGCAGAAUGCCGAUAUCCUGAUAGGUGUCACUUCCUAUGGCAAGAAGUCGGGCUGUACUAAGGGUUAUCCCUCGGUCUUCACACGCGUUACGGCCUACUUGGACUGGAUAGCGGAGGUGAGUGGAAUUGUCUACCCGUAGAGUGGACCACGAUGGCUGCCCAAACAGUGCUGGGCACUGUAAAUAAAUUAAAUCAAAUGUUGAGCAUUUUAAAAGUGGGUCUUGUCAGU